Asterias rubens (European starfish) is the source of this 2367-nucleotide messenger RNA. Its product is annotated as tRNA (cytosine(38)-C(5))-methyltransferase-like. Gene Ontology annotation, molecular function: methyltransferase activity. The transcript has 10 exons. The record is from RefSeq and is a predicted model, not a curated record. Bases 45 to 1403 code for a protein of 452 amino acids. NCBI's taxonomy places the organism in Eukaryota, Metazoa, Echinodermata, Asteroidea, Forcipulatida, Asteriidae.
CCAGGGUUUGCCGUGUGGUGGAACUGUACAGUGGUAUUGGAGGGAUGCAUUAUGCAUUGAAAGCAAGCCAUCUUGAAGCGUCGGUGGUUACCGCUGUUGACAUUAAUGAUCUUGCCAACAAGAUUUAUCAACACAACUUUCCAGAUGUCAACCUCAUGCAGAGAAAUAUUCAAUCUUUAACCCGAGCAGAGUUUACCGCCUUGGACGCUGACAUGUUUCUGAUGAGUCCACCAUGCCAACCGUUCACAAGGGUUGGUUUGAAAGGAGAUAGUGAUGAUCCACGCACACAAAGUUUUAUUCAGCUUCUAGAUCUAUUACCAAAAUUAUCUAAACUGCCAAGUUAUAUUCUUCUGGAAAAUGUCAAAGGAUUUGAGACAUCAAAUACAAGGAGUCACCUCAUACAGACGUUGCGACAGUGCAGCUAUACUUAUCAGGAGUUCCUCCUCUCCCCUUACCACUUCAACAUUCCCAACCAACGCCUCCGUUACUUUAUGGUGGCCAAACAUCGCCCUCUAGUGUUCGAGUCUACAAACAUAUCGGAUGAAGUGCACAGAGUCUUACAACAGCAGCGGAUUCUAGAAGAUCCCCCCUGUCAUGAUGAAGACAAACAAGUUGCUGAUGUAGCUUUGGAAAAUAGUUUUGAUCGCAGUGAUUCAGUGGAGAAGAAUGUAGUCGUUUCAUCAUGCAGCUGUUGCAAAGAUGAAACAAACUUGGGCGUGGCUAGUUGCAGUCAGAGGUUACGUGACGUAAUGAUAUCUGAUCGGGAAGACAGCAGCUCAUGUCAGACUGUCAAUCCAACCACAAAUCAACAAUCAACCAGCCAUCCUAGGGAGGCAAAUUCAAAGUCGGACUCGUCUUUACAAGCACUGGACACGUUUGGUCGUGAGGGUGCAGAUCCCAGAGACCCUCUGGACUCCCAGAAUCCAGAGGAUCUUCAUGGGCGUCUUGUAGGAGAUUACUUGGAGAAUCUAUCAGCGGAACAAGAAGAAAGAUUCUUACUUCAAGACAAGUUGUUGAUGAGGUUUGCUCGUAUCAUCGAUGUGGUUACUUGUCAAGAUUGCAACACGAGAUGCUUCACCAAAGCGUAUGGUCAUUAUGUGGAGGGUACUGGCUCAAUGUUGCAAGUGAAUUCAUCAUUGAAGGGAACGACUCUCUUGAAGAAUUGCAGUCAAGAUGUCAAGAUGAUCUCAGCUGAGUACCUCAAGGAGCUGAAGUGUCUCAAGCUUCGCUACUUUACACCUCGGGAGAUCGCCAAUCUACACCACUUUCCUCAAACUUUUGAGUUUCCAGAUGGUUUGUCCAGGAAGCAAGAAUACCGUGUACUUGGUAACAGCCUUAACGUCCAUGUAGUGUCCGUCCUCCUUCGCUAUAUGGUCACCGAGACUGACUCUCUCAAGGCUUGAUGGUUCCUCAAAACACCAGGAUCAUGUUAUGAUGUUGCAUGCUGUAUUUGCCCGUCUUUUCUAUAAUGACCACUGACAUGACUGAGGUUUGCAGACAAGCUCUGUCCUCCUUCGCUAUAUGGUCACCGAGACUGACUCUCUCAAGGCUUGAUGGUUCCUCAAAACACCAGGAUCAUGUUAUGAUGUUGCAUGCUGUAUUUGCCCGUCUUUUCUAUAAUGACCACUGACAUGACUGAGGUUUGCAGACAAGCUCUGUCCUCCUUCGCUAUAUGGUCACCGAGACUGACUCUCUCAAGGCUUGAUGGUUCCUCAAAACACCAGGAUCAUGUUAUGAUGUUGCAUGCUGUAUUUGCCCGUCUUUUCUAUAAUGACCACUGACAUGACUGAGGUUUGCAGACAAGCUCUGUCCUCCUUCGCUAUAUGGUCACCGAGACUGACUCUCUCAAGGCUUGAUGGUUCCUCAAAACACCAGGAUCAUGUUAUGAUGUUGCAUGCUGUAUUUGCCCGUCUUUUCUAUAAUGACCACUGACAUGACUGAGGUUUGCAGACAAGCUCUGUCCUCCUUUGCUAUAUGGUCACCGAGACUGACUCUCUCAAGGCUUGAUGGUUCCUCAAAACACCAGGAUCAUGUUAUGAUGUUUCAUGCUGUAUUUGCCCGUCUUUUCUAUAAUGGCCACUGAGGUAUGCAGACAAGAUUUGUGAGAGAUGUCCAGAAACUGAAAGAGUGGCACCAUCAUCAAUAUCAUCAUCACAACUUAAUGAGCAAGUGUCGAGUGUGCACAAUGGUUAAUUAAAGGUUGACUAUUUUGACUCUAACUCAGGCUGGUCGACCAUUGGUUGACUACUGUGGUCGACCGUUUGGAACCAGCCUCAUGACCAUAAGACAUUAUCUCUGACUUUUCACAUUUGUUUUUUUCAAUGCCUUUUCUAUGGUGUUGUAGUUUUGUUGAUUGUCUCGUUUUGG